Drepanopeziza brunnea f. sp. 'multigermtubi' MB_m1 is the source of this 1065-nucleotide messenger RNA. RefSeq lists its product as uncharacterized. The record is from RefSeq and is a predicted model, not a curated record. Lineage: Eukaryota; Fungi; Ascomycota; Leotiomycetes; Helotiales; Drepanopezizaceae.
AUGGCGCUAAAUUAUCGCUCUUUCCCGUUAUUCUGCCUCUCCCGUUCCCGUUGCAACUCCGUCACAACACAAUUGCCUUCGACACCGCACCGCGAGAAUCAUCAAAUCAUGGCUACCUCAAGCGCGGGCAUUGUCUUCGAGAAAGAUAUGGAUGCAGCUUUCGAAGAGACCACGUUCACCGGUGACUUUGCCUUCCGGCGCACCGUCUUCCUCAACUGCACCCUGCGCAAUGUCUCCAUCUACGCCUCGUCGCUGACGAACUGCGAGCUCCGCGAUGUCAAGAUCUACACCUCGUCCAUUGCCGGCGGUACCCUCGACAAAUGCGACAUCGCCAACUCUGCCGUCUCCAAGAGCACCCUAAACUAUUGCGAUGUCCUCAGCUCGAAGAUCACGACGUCCCAGAUCACGCACUCGACACUGAUCAAGAGCGCUCCCACCAAGUCGGCGGUCAAGGCCUGCGAGAUCAACAUGUCGCCUCCCGUACUUAGGAAGUUCCCGAUCGAGUUGCGCCAGAUGAUGUUCGGCUACUGCCUGCAGAUCGAGGAGGAUAACAAGUCACCGGCUCUGCUGAUGGCUCUGCGUGCUGACAAGGAGCUCUACCCGGAGGCGAUUGAGAUGUUCUACAAGCUCAACUACUUCACUCUCAACUCCGUUACCAUCAAGACGCUCGACGACCUCUCUCCAAAUGCUGUGAUGGGUAUCAAGAACCUCUGCUUUGACAAUCGCGACGGUGCACUCCCAACCACGGACACUUACGGUCUGACCCCACCUCUCGUCAAGGCUUCGCAGGUGGGUACCAUCCUGAUGAGAACAAAGUGCCACGUCGGACACCAAGGCGAUCCGCUCUGGGCCCUCCGCGCCGUCGACAAACUCAGAGGAGUAUCCAAGCUGCUUCUGGAGUGUAUCGAGGGGCCAACAUCGCAGUGGGCUGUUGACAUCUGGGAUAUCCAAGUAAACAUGCUAGAGAAGCAUCUCAGUGUCCCAGGCAAGCUCGAAUGUGAGGAGGCGGGCAUGAAGCUCAAGUCUUGGUCGGCGGAGGAGGGCAAGUGUCUUCGAUGGCAUUGA